Molecule: messenger RNA, 1119 nt
Organism: Helobdella robusta
Lineage: Eukaryota; Metazoa; Annelida; Clitellata; Rhynchobdellida; Glossiphoniidae
Exons: 4
Coding region: 1-1119 (372 amino acids)
Source: RefSeq, a predicted model, not a curated record
AUGGAUUCUGAGGACAUUUCAUGGUUGUUAGAUGGUGCUUCAUCAGCUGAACUGGGUUACCAGAUAGAUGGACUGAAUGAAAUUAAAGAUUUAUUUUCAUUUGUGAAUGAUGAUGUUCAGUUAUUUGAGGCAGCUCAAGAAAUUUGUAAUGACACAAAAACAAGUCAGGUUCUGUUUCAACCACCACUGAAUAACAACGUGAAUUUAGGUGCAGUUAACGGCAGCCAUAUGCACAAUAUUCAUUUUGAGAGUGAAUCAACUAAUACAUCGCAGCAGCAGUGUUUGCCUCAGGACAACUUCAACACAAAUGAAAAUAUUUCAUCACAACAACAAAAAAUAAUUAAAGAGCUGAUACCAAAAAUUCAAAAUGAUUCCUCAUCAGCCCAAUUAAUAUUACAAUUACUCAAUUUAGCAAAUUUGGAAAAUCAACGAAAAUCUGAAAGUUCUCAAUUAACAUCAGCACCACAAAAUAGUUUUAUAGAGCAGCAACAACCACAACAACACUUUGCGCCAUGUACAAAUUAUGAAAACACAUUUGAGACGCAGCAUGGCAUUGGUAUAAAUGGUUUAACCAGCUGUGGACCAACAACUGCUUGCCAAGCUCCAACACAAAGUCAGUACUCACAGCAAACAUUAAUCAUUGAACCGCAUCACACUUUUCUUCUCAGGAACAACAACGACUGCAUCCCAGCUCAACAUAUGUCACUGCAAAAGAAUGCAAUAAACAGUUCAUUAUAUGCACAAAGUAAUGUUUUGUCACAACAACAACAACAGCAUCAGUUGUUUACUACUAAUCAACCAAUACAAACACAUACCAUGAGACCGAACAUUGUGGUGCAGCCAGUGCAGCAGCAGCAACAACCACUUCAACAACAUCAGCAGCAUCAACUUCCCAUAAUGCCACUUCAACCGCAACAUAUCAAAACCUCUCAUCCACAAUUAAUUAUCAAUGGUUCUUUUGCUGGCCAACAAAACCAAUUAGAGCAAACUUUUGUAAAAAUUGAGAAUUAUCCUAAUACCAAUUUUGUUGGCAUAAACAGAGAUUUUUUGGAACUACCUAAGGAGAAAGCAAUGAUCGUGCAGAGUAGAAAAAAAUUUGCUUUUCACUGGACACAUUAA